CCCCCGGCCGGCGGGAGGGGCCCCGUGCCGGUGUCCGCGGCCGUGGCCGCUCCCCCGGACGGGGCCAUGUCCAACGGCGUGUACGUGCCGCCCGCGGCCAACGGCGACGUGAAGCCCGUGGUGUCCACCACGCCGCUCGUCGACUUCCUCAUGCAGCUGGAGGACUACACGCCCACGAUCCCGGACGCCGUCACAGGGUAUUACCUGAACCGGGCAGGGUUUGAGGCCUCGGACCCCCGCAUAAUCCGCCUGAUCUCGCUGGCGGCACAGAAGUUUAUCUCAGACAUCGCCAACGAUGCGCUGCAGCACUGCAAAAUGAAAGGCACGGCCUCGGGCAGCUCCCGCAGCAAGAGCAAGGACAAGAAGUACACGUUGACCAUGGAGGACCUGACACCAGCGCUGGCCGAGUACGGCAUCAACGUGAAGAAGCCGCAUUACUUCACGUAGAGCACGGGAGAGCCUGGGGAGCUUGUAGGGGCUGUGCUGGUGCCAUUAAACACCUAGUAGAGUUUUGUGGGAAGGCAGCCUUG
This is a messenger RNA of Ficedula albicollis (Collared flycatcher), 530 nucleotides long. It is a transcript of the gene TAF10, whose product is annotated as TATA-box binding protein associated factor 10. The transcript has 5 exons. Gene Ontology annotation, molecular function: RNA polymerase II general transcription initiation factor activity; promoter-specific chromatin binding. Lineage: Eukaryota; Metazoa; Chordata; Aves; Passeriformes; Muscicapidae. The annotation marks the transcript as partial. The record is from RefSeq and is a predicted model, not a curated record. Gene Ontology annotation, biological process: transcription initiation at RNA polymerase II promoter. Gene Ontology annotation, cellular component: nucleus; transcription factor TFIID complex; SAGA complex.